Ceratina calcarata is the source of this 2600-nucleotide messenger RNA. It is a transcript of the gene Plekhm1, whose product is annotated as Pleckstrin homology and RUN domain containing M1. The record is from RefSeq and is a predicted model, not a curated record. NCBI's taxonomy places the organism in Eukaryota, Metazoa, Arthropoda, Insecta, Hymenoptera, Apidae. The transcript is spliced from 4 exons. Bases 282 to 2363 code for a protein of 693 amino acids.
UAUACCCAAAUAUACCGUAGUCGGUAGUAGCGCCAUCUGCUGCUCUGGCAUUUACUUCCGACAAAGAAAUGUCAAAGGUUAAAUGUAAAUCGCAAAAGUAAUCAAGUAAUCAGUGAUAGGGUACAAACGAAGUGAUUAAUAAAUGAUUCGGAGCUAAUGAGUUACCAUUUCGACUCCAGGUAACUCACAAAUAAACAAAUCAUCGAAAAUGCUUGAAAGUACAACGCAUUACUGCUACUACGCCAACACUGAUACUGAUACUCUGAGAGAAAGAGAAAUCGAUGAAGAUGAAUUCAUUUCUGAAGACGGUCAACUCAAUGACGAACAAAAGAAGUGGGCUUGUCAGAGAAUCGCUUCAAAAGUUAUUAAACAGCACCGUGAUGGAAAUGCAAAAUGCUCCUGGUAUAGAAGACAACGGAACAAUUGGCAACUGCGAUGAAAGUAUGAGCCUUUGUUCAGUUUUAGAAGCGAUUUUUCUCCAUGGACUAAAAGACAGUCUGUUAAAUCGAGUUACGGAAGUAUUGAGCGGCCCAGACUUCGAUGCAGUGCCUCAACCAAGCUUCUGGGGUCCUUUGCUAGUAUUCUCCCACAGGCAAAUCAUAGAUCAUAUUCAAGGCUUGGCUCAACUUACUACGGAAGUAGGCUACUGCAGAGCUUGGAUAAGAUUAGCUCUAAACGAAGGCCUGUUAGCCAGUUACCUGUGCUCUAUACGUAGGGACAAUUCUGCAUUGAAACCUUAUUACAAUAAAUCGGCAUUUAUCAGAGACAGCGAUUUCGUGGAAGUAGCGCAACGGUUAAUCGAGAGUUUAGAUCGCGUGAAUUUUCAGCUGGCCUGCAAUACUAGUUUAUUAAACUUCUGGUCAACUACUCCUCUGUUGUUAGCCGGAAUAUGGUCGCCGCCAAUGAAGUCCUGCCCUGUUUUUAGUGCUGUCGAUAUUGCUAAAACUAUAACCACAGUGAUAACAGAUGAAGAGAACCUAGAUGAAGUGGAAACAGCCAGCUCUAUAGGCAGUUUGAGCUCUUUCAACUCCUCUCAGUAUGGUCUUAAUAAUAUAACAGAGGAUGAAGCAUUGAAAAUCAUAUUGGCUAACAAGAAAUCGAAUAAUACUGUUGAACAGCGGCUAAUGAUGAAUAACGCCAGACAUACUCCACCUCUGAAGGAAGAAACAGAACAAGAUGUGCAACGUGGAGAAGAGGGCCGGGAUAAUGAUAACAGUCCGAAAAAUAUUCAUACGGAUACCAAAAUUGAGAAUAAUUCUGUCGCUUCAAACGUUUGCGAAGGAAACAUUGUGGAAGCUAAUGGAUCUUCAAACGAACAAGUCAAUAACGGGUCUCACGAUGUAGCAACUACAGUUGGUAACUCGUUAAUUGGAAGAGUAGGCUGGUCGACGUCUUUCGAGGAUUGUGAAUCCUCUUUAACUGCCUCUAUGAUUUCUCGAGACUCGGAUGCUCCUCGUACACCAGCUGAUGGACCAACUUAUGAUGCGAUUAUUCAGAGUUAUCAUAACGGUGGAAACUCUUCCAUACCGGAUCUAGAGGAGUUCUUGAAGAAAUAUCCUAAGAAGGAGGAAGCUAUUGAUGAAACUAGAACUCAAGUGGAUAGUAAGGUUGAAAUAAACUUUGAUGAACAGCUUGGUAAGCUUCCCAGAGAAAAAGGCUUAGACAUUCAAAACUAUAGCUGCUUCGACUGCGGUCACGCCAUUGGUAUGACCUUCUCCAAGGCUUAUGUCUGCUCCUUCUCCAGUUAUUACUAUUGUUCCACCUGCAUGUCUGAAAAUGAGUACUUGAUCCCAUCCAGAAUCAUUCACAAUUGGGAACUCAGGCACUGUCCUGUUUCAAAUAAAGCUGCAGCUUAUUUAGAAAAUUGUCCGAAACUAUUGGACUUAAAAGUAUUGAAUCCGAAGAUUUACAGUGUCGUGGACACUAUGGCUCAAUUGCAAUGUUUGAGGAUACAAUUGAACUUGUUGAGAGCCUAUUUGUUCACCUGCCGCGAGCCGAUAAUCGAGUCGUUGCAGAAAAAGGUCGCACCAAGGGAUUAUCUCUACGAACAUAUUCAUCAAUAUUCUGUCUCGGAUCUCUUUGAUAUCCCUAGCGGCGCUCUGGUACAACAACUGCAAAAAGUCGUGCAGUUUGCCAGAAAUCAUGUCAUCAAUUGCUGGCUGUGCAGUCAAAAAGGUUUCAUAUGCGAGAUUUGUAAUAAUCCGAAGGUCAUCUACCCUUUCGAUGUAGAAACAACAUACAGGUGUGGAGCUUGCAACGCAGUAUUUCACUCGGAUUGCUUAAAUGCUAGCAAACCGUGUCCAAAGUGUGAAAGAAGGCGCAAAAGAAUGGACCUUCCAUUACUGGACGUUGGAUGUACAUAAUUAUCAAUACAAACAAAGAAGUACAUAUUAUUAAUUUAACAACAAGCUAUGUACAAUAAUAUUAACACUCACUUGUAAAUAAUUAUUCAAUCAAUAAUUGUACAAAUUACUGUGUUUGAUAAACACUGAUUUUGAUCUGGACGAUCGACUUCGAUUUGGGUAAUCUUCGAGUUUUUACGAAAAAAUGAAUUCACCUGUUUGUGUAAAAAGAAUAAUAGAUAAAAUAUAAAAUGUAAA